GACGUUUCAUAUAGCAUCCCAUACCGUACAGUCGUGCUGCAUAUAAUCUCUAUAUCUCGAAAGCAUAAAGAGGUUCCACCAGCAAGCAGACUUUUAGUUUUCGGCAAGGCUUUCAAUGGGUUUUUGGAUUUCACCGAAAAUAUUUUGGCAUGCCAAAGUCAACAAAAAUCAUUAGACCAUUGGACAUGA
Molecule: messenger RNA, 189 nt
Organism: Racocetra persica
Lineage: Eukaryota; Fungi; Glomeromycota; Glomeromycetes; Diversisporales; Gigasporaceae
Source: the annotation of a GenBank genome assembly